This is a messenger RNA of Colossoma macropomum (tambaqui), 3252 nucleotides long. RefSeq names its product NACHT, LRR and PYD domains-containing protein 12-like. Gene Ontology annotation, molecular function: protein binding. The coding region runs from base 122 to 3151 and encodes 1009 amino acids. NCBI's taxonomy places the organism in Eukaryota, Metazoa, Chordata, Actinopteri, Characiformes, Serrasalmidae. The transcript has 8 exons. The record is from RefSeq and is a predicted model, not a curated record.
GUGUGUGUGUGUUUUUUUACUGAAGGUCUGACGGAGGAGUUUCAGGAAGUGGACUGACUCUUCAUGAAAGCUGUUGGGUUAAAACUUUCUGAACCUCCUCACAGACUCCUGAGACGGCGAGAUGAGUCUUGUCAGUGAGCACCUUCUGGCCACACUACAGGAUCUGGGAGAAAAAGACCUGAAGUCGUUUAAAUGGAACCUGAACAAAGGUGUAGGAUGUGUCCAGCGCAUCCUAUGGAGCCAGCUGGAAAAAGCAGACAGUUUAGACAUUGUGACUGCAAUGGUGCAGACAUAUGGCCAGGAUGGAGCUGUGGAGACCACACUGACCAUCCUAAAGAAGAUAAACCAGAACGAACUGGCUAAGGAACUGAGGAGCAAGGUCUCAGAAGCAAUUUGUUCCAGUACCAGCCCAGCUCAACCCGGGGGCUCUGCUAAUCCUCCUGCUUCUAUCAAAGAUGCACACAGACAAGCAGAAAGCCAGAACCUGAAGUCUAAGUUCAAACGUAGCUUUGAGACAUUGUAUGAAGGAACAACAGCAAAGGGCGGCCAUGUGUGCUUGAAUGAGGUUUACACAGAGCUCUACGCAGUGGAGGGCUGGACAGGAGGAGUGAGCACCGAGCAUGAAGUCAUAAACAUUGAGGCAGAAUCCUGGAGAUGUUGCACUGAAGACACUCCAAUCAAUUUCAGUAAACUUUUCCAAUCUGAGUCCAAGGUGUUGACAAUAGGAAUAGCUGGAGUAGGUAAAACUAUCGCUGUUCAGAAGUUUGUCCUAGACUGGGCAGAAGAAAAGUGCAAUCAAGAUGUGGAGUUUAUUUUUCUUAUUCCUUUCCGGGAGCUGAACCCUAUUAAAGAUGAAGAGUACAGCUUCCAACAGCUUCUACUUUACUUCCAUCCAGAACUCAAACAUCUGACAGAAACCGGGGUUUUUGAUGAUGAAUGCAGGAGUCUCUUCAUCUUUGAUGGACUGGAUGAGUUCAGAGUUCCGCUAAACUUUAAUCAGAAAAGACUGUCAGGUGUAACAGAGAAAGCUACAGUUGACAUGUUGCUAACGAACCUUAUCAAGGGUCACCUGCUUCCUUCUGCUCUCAUCUGGAUAACAUCCCGACCUGCAACAGCAGAUCAGAUCCCCUUGGAGAACAUUAACCUGGUGACAGAAGUACGAGGGUUUAGUGACUUGCAGAAAGACGAAUACUUCAGGAGGACACUCAAAGAUGAGCAUCAGGCCAGAAGAAUCAUCUUACAUGUUAAAGGUUCCAAAAGUCUCCACAUUAUGUGCCACAUACCAGUCUUCUGCUGGAUGAUGGCCACUGUUUUUCAGCGACUUCUAGACAGAAAACAGAGGAAAGAAUUCCCUAAAACACUAACUGAGAUGUACACAAACUUCCUCCUCAUCCAGGCCAACAUGAAAAGCCAGAAAUAUGACAAAUCACAUGAGAAAGACACAAGGAAACUUCUGAAAUCCAACAGAGAAGUGAUUAUACAACUUGCUGAGCUGGCCUUCAAGCAGCUUGUGGAGGGCAAUGUAAUAUUUUAUGAAGAAGACCUGAAAGAGUGUGGGAUCGAAAUCAACGAGCCCUCAAUGUACUAUGGGAUUUGCUCAGAAUUCUUUUUGGAGGAAUCUAUCCUUUACCAAAGGAAGGUCUACUGCUUUGUGCAUUUGAGUUUCCAGGAGUUUCUGGCUGCCUUCUAUGUGUUUUACUGCUAUGUCAGCAAGAACAUGAAGCCACUUCAAAUUUUGAAAAAAAAGAAGUGGCCUGAAGAAGUUCCUCUCCAUGAGUUACUAUGCAGAAUAGUGGAAAUAAACCUGUGGAGCAAAACUGGACGUCUAGAUCUUUUCCUCCGUUUCCUGGUGGGUCUUUCUUUGGAGUCCAAUCAGAGACUCUUACAAGGCCUCCUGACACAUGUAGAGCCCAGUGCAGAAAGCAUCAAGAGAACAGCCCAGUUCUUCAAAGACAAAAUCCAAACAGAGGACCUCCCUGCUGACAGAUCCAUCAACUUGAUUCUCUGUCUACUAGAGAUGAACGAUCAUUCUCUUUACAGUGAGAUCCAAGAGUUUCUCAGUUCAGCCAAGCACUCUGAGAAGAAGCUUAAUACUGCACACUGCUCAGCUAUUGCCUACGUACUGCAGAUGUCUGAGGAUGUGCUGGAUGAACUUGACCUAAAGAAAUACAGUGCAUCACUGGAGGGUUGUAUGAGGCUGAUCCCAGCUGUGGGGAACUGCAGGAAAGCCCUCCUUGCUUGCUGCAGUCUCACAGAGUGGUCCUGUGAUGGCUUGACAUCUGCAUUACAAAAAGUGAACUCACCACUGAGAGAGCUGGACCUGACCAACAAUGACCUGCAGGAUUCAGGAGUGAAACUGCUCUCUGCGGCGCUGGAGAGUACACAUUGCAAACUGGAGAUACUCAGAUUGUCUGGCUGUAUGAUCACAGACAAAGGCUUUUCUUCUCUGGCUUCAGCUCUGAACACAAACCCCUCUUACCUGAGAGAGCUGGACAUGAGCUACAACAAUCCAGGAGAAUCAGGACUUAGGCUGCUCACUGAUCUUCUGAAAGAUCCACAAUGCAAACUGGAGAAACUCAAUGUGGAUCAUGGAGGAGAGUUCAGGAUUAAACCAGGACUCAGAAAGUAUGCCUGUUAUCUCACCCUGGACCUGAACUCUGUGAACCCUCACCUGUCUCUGUCUGAGGGGAACAGAAAGGCAUUGUGGGUCAGAGAGCAGCAGGGGUAUCCCCAUCACCCAGAGAGAUUUGACCAGUUCUACCAGGUGGUCAGUGUGGAGGGUCUGAGUGGACGCUGUUACUGGGAGGUGGAGUGGAGCGAGAGGGCGACUGUAGCCGUGACGUAUAGAGGAAUCGACAGGAAAGCAGGAGGUUCGUGGUUUGGACACAAUGAAAAGUCCUGGAGCCUCUACUGCACCGGUCACUCUUACACAGCCCGGCACGGCGGAACUGAGGUUCCAGCCUCGUCUCCGCUCUCCAGCAGGGUGGGCGUCUAUCUGGACUGGCCGAACGGGACUCUGUCCUUCUACAGCGUCUCCUCAAACCUUAAGCUGAACCACAUACAUACGUUCCACUGUCGGUUCUCCGAGCCCAUCUACGCAGGGUUUGGGGUUGAUCCUGGAUCCUCUGUCACUCUGGCUAACGUAGAGUAACGUACAGUACAAACUUGCCUACUAAUAAAAGCACACAUGCAUUAACGUAAUUAUAGUGCAUUGCAGAUGUUUCUAUAUUUGUAAUAAAACUUUUUCAUGUU